Molecule: messenger RNA, 3260 nt
Organism: Chenopodium quinoa (quinoa)
Lineage: Eukaryota; Viridiplantae; Streptophyta; Magnoliopsida; Caryophyllales; Amaranthaceae
Product: pentatricopeptide repeat-containing protein At1g77360, mitochondrial-like
Exons: 9
Coding region: 357-1802 (481 amino acids)
Molecular function (GO): protein binding
Source: RefSeq, a predicted model, not a curated record
AGAGAUUUAUUUCUAAUUUCAAUCUCUUGUAGGGUUCGUCACGAGGUCACACACUCACACCCCAUCAAAAAUCCAUAAUUGGAUGACUCUAUUGACCUGCCCUAUUUAUUAAUAAGACGGAUCUAACCCAUUUAUAACUAGGGCGGGUCGGGGCUUGUAAUGGGGCUCCAAGGCUUCCAAGUCUCCAACCCAUUGAAUUGCUGUAUCCCCCAUUAAAAAAAAAAAAAAAAAAAAAAAACACUCCUAUCUCUCUGUUCGUUCUCCAUUGAAGCGCACUUGACGUUCUCCAUUGAAAUAGCUGUAUCCCUCCAUUGAAGCAGCUUCUGAGGUGAUCGAGUUUGAAGUGAUAAAAGGAGAUGGUUAGGGCUCACUAUCAUUACAAGAAUUUGUCUUCAGUCUGGAGUGUUGUUACUAGAAUGUACACAUCUGAUGCAGCCGUCAAAGAUUUAUCUGAUGCCCCAUUUAAAAAAAUAUGUAGAAUCAUGAUGUCAUCUCCUAAAGUAGGACUGGAUGUCAGGCUUGAUCAUAGCGGAGUUGAGGCUUCACCAGAGAUGGUUGAGGAUGUUCUGAAGAGAUUUGGAAAUGCAGGUAUGAUAUCAUAUUGUUUUUUUGAAUGGGCAGGAAAGCAACAUUAUUACACACAUACUGUUGAAGCUUAUCACAUUAUGAUUGGGUCUUUGGCUAAAAUAAGGCAGUUUGAGAUUAUGUGGGAUCUUGUGAACACUAUGAGGAAAAAGGGGAUGCUAAGUGUUGAGACGUUUUGCAUUAUCAUGAGAAAGUAUGCUAGGAUGCAGAAGGUGGAUGAGGCACUCUAUACAUUCAAUGUUAUGGAAAAAUAUGGUAUUACUCCAAACUUAGCUGCAUUUAAUGGGCUUCUAAGUGCUUUAUGCAAGUCUAAGAAUGUAAGGAAGGCCCAAGAGAUCUUUGAUAAAAUGCAUGAACAAUUUGUUCCUGACUCGAAAACUUAUAGCAUACUGCUUUCUGGUUGGGGAAGAGAACCAAAUCUCCCCAAGGCAAGGGAGACUUUCAGACAAAUGAUUAAUGUAGGUUGCGAUCCUGAUAUUGUGACAUAUGGUAUAAUGGUUGACGUCCUUUGUAAAUCAGGGAGAACUGAUGAAGCUGUAGAAACUCUUAGGAGCAUGGAUGCUAAUGGUUGUAAGCCAACAUCUUUUCUUUAUAGUAUUUUAAUUCAUACUUAUGGUAUAGAGAAUCGAAUUGAAGACGCCAUAGAUACAUUUAUGGAUAUGGCCGAAAAUGGUGUGGAGGCUGAUGUGGGAGUGUACAAUGCCCUAAUUAGUGCAUUUUGUAAAGUAAAUAAAUUGAAAAAUGUAUUUCGGGUCUUAAUAGAGAUGAAUGGUAAAGGGGUUGUACCUAAUGCUAGGACUUGCAAUAUAAUAUUAAACAGUUUGAUUGGUCAGGGGAAGACUAAUGAGGCUUUCAAGGUGUUUAGAAAGAUGAUUAAGAUGUGUGAGCCUGACACAGACACAUAUACAAUGAUGAUAAAGAUGUUUUUUGAGAGAGAUCAGUUGGAGCAGGCUCUGAAGGUAUGGAAGUACAUGAUGUCAAAAAGGUUUGUUCCAAGCAUGCAUACCUAUUCAGUUCUUAUUAAUGGGUUGUGUGAAAAGGGCCAGGUCAGUGAUGCAUGUGUAUAUAUGGAAGAGAUGAUUGAAAAGGGGAUUCAACCUCCAGUUUUGACCUUUCGCAAGCUGAGGCUGUUGCUUAUAAAAGAAAGGAGGCAAGAUGUCCUGAAGUUUCUUCAGGAGAAGAUGAAUCUUUUGAUCAAGGAACCUUUGUGUGAUUGAAAGGCUAUGAAGACCAUGUUCAUAAAGUAAUAUAUAGACUGAUUCAGAAGCAAUGAAUCACCCUUACUCUAUUGCCCUUUGGAAUUUCAGAGAUGAGCUGGGUUGUUUUGUUGCUGAUAGACGGUGUCUUACUAGUCUUAAGAUGGAAGGAUGCUCUAAUCUAGGAUCGGUCAUUAUUUCUUCAAGUUGUCUUUCUGCACUCUGGCUUUCUGAUCUUCAUUCUCUAUCUUAGACGAAUAUCAACUGCCCUAAAUUGAGGAGAUUUCUUUGAAUUUUUCUCAUCAAGAUAAUGAUAGUUUUGAUGUCACUACCCUGAUGGACAACUUGGGAAAAUUCUGCCCAAGGUUGCAGAACUUUCAUGUUACAUCGCCUAGAUUAUCUCAUGCUACUGUUCUUGCUCUCUCAGCAGCUAGUUUGAGGGGACUGAGGAUGCUCUCAUUAGUGUCGGGCUAUUGCUUACAGCUUUUCAAAGCUAGAGCUGCUUGACUUGAGUGGGUCUAGCAUCACUGAUCGUGGCAUUGGAAUGAUAUGUGACGUGUUCUCCCGAACUUUAUCAAGAUUAUUGCUAGUGCUUUGCCCUGAUAUCACUUCAAAAUUGCCGCAGAACAAUUCCCGGCGGUUUCUGGCAGCAGACUGGCGGCCGACGCCGGUGAACAACCCAGGUGUCAUAGUGACCCCCUUCCGAUCGCUACAACUUGGUAUUUUGUUUGGGUUGCUCAUCCCAAGUCCCACAGAAAGAAAGAAGGAAUGACUUCCUUAUAAGUGGAAGCACACUCCAUUAGUAUGAGGGCCUUUUGGGAAGGUGCCUAAAAACAAAUCCGUGCGGAUUAGGCCUAAAGCGGACAAUAUCAUACUAAUGUGGAGUGGAGUGUGCGUGCGGCCCAACAAUGUGGGUGACCCUGGGCCGAACAACCAGGUGGUAUUCUAUUUGCCACAGCUCAAUUACCUUUUCUGGAGCUAAUGGACUGUGGUAUGUCAAUCUGUGAUCCUGACUUGGAUGAUACGUUGAUGAAAGCAAUGAUAAUUAACCACAGAAAAGUAGCAAGUUGCAUCAUAUAUACCAGAAGCUUAUCAUCAAGCAUAGUCGGAUGAAGUUCCUGAUUCAUCUUUUUAAUGCAAGGUCCUUCUCUAAUGUCGAUUGUUGCUGGCUAAAGUCGAUGCUUCUAAUGUCAUUAGGCUUCGAAGUGCUGUUAAUUUCAUUCACGUAAAAAAAGGUGACGAUUUAUGUGGCUGCAUUGUUGGUGACCAAGAUGACAAAAAUAGAUAAAGAUGGUGGUCGACUUCUCUUAGGCAUCUCUUUGCUGGUAAGCGUGAAGGUGAUGAAGUGGUGAAAGGGAAUUACCAUAGCGGUACAGCUGAUCGGCACUCUUACUUUAAGGAAGGACCCUGGCAUGUAAGUCAAUUGAUAUUUGUAUUUCAUUUAAUCUAAGUUAUAAUUUUAAUAGUUCUCUGACUAUA